CCGACUGGGCACUUAGAUCGCGCCCGAACCUCCAGGACAUGAGCUUCCCAGCGGGCAUCUCCCGCCCCCGGGCCAGCCCCGGGCCGCGGCUCCUGCAGCUGCUGCUCCUGACCGCUGCGCUCGCCACCGCCAGCACCAGCGCCAGCGAAGGGGCUGACCUCCAAGAAGGAGUUGGGGACCCGCAAUGCCUGUGUGUGAAGACCACCUCCCGGGUCCAUUUCAAGCACAUCACGAGCCUGGAGGUGAUCAAGGCCGGACCCCACUGCCCCACUGCCCAAGUGAUAGUCACGCUGAAGAAGGGAGGAAAAGUUUGCCUGGAGCAGCAAGCCUCCCUGUAUAAGAGAAUACUUAAGAAACUUUUGGAGGUCUAGCUACUGACUACCUAAAUCUGCACCUUUGCUACCUAAUGUGUGAUACUUCUUUUUAUUUUGCAUCUAACUGUGAA
Messenger RNA from Nycticebus coucang (slow loris), 445 nucleotides. RefSeq names its product platelet factor 4-like. Gene Ontology annotation, biological process: antimicrobial humoral immune response mediated by antimicrobial peptide; neutrophil chemotaxis; chemokine-mediated signaling pathway. Gene Ontology annotation, cellular component: extracellular region. Gene Ontology annotation, molecular function: CXCR chemokine receptor binding; chemokine activity. Bases 39 to 371 code for a protein of 110 amino acids. The record is from RefSeq and is a predicted model, not a curated record. The transcript has 3 exons. NCBI's taxonomy places the organism in Eukaryota, Metazoa, Chordata, Mammalia, Primates, Lorisidae.